Knipowitschia caucasica is the source of this 423-nucleotide messenger RNA. NCBI's taxonomy places the organism in Eukaryota, Metazoa, Chordata, Actinopteri, Gobiiformes, Gobiidae. The record is from the annotation of a GenBank genome assembly.
AUGGCUCCUAUCACUGUCCCUGGACAGAGCUGGAGCCCCGGAGACAAUGGGACAGGGACAGAGCUGGAGCCCCGGAGACAAUGGGACAGGGACAGAGCUGGAGCCCCGGAGACAAUGGGACAGGGACAGAGCUGGAGCCCCGGAGACAAUGGGACAGGGACAGAGCUGGAGCCCCGGAGACAAUGGGACAGGGACAGAGCUGGAGCCCCGGAGACAAUGGGACAGGGACAGAGCUGGAGCCCCGGAGACAAUGGGACAGGGACAGAGCUGGAGCCCCGGAGACCAUACACACCACAGGACUAUGUAUCAAAGACCAUACACACCACAGGACUAUAUGGAUCUUCUCACCUCAUCUUUCUCUUCCAACACGCUUCAGGAUUCAGAAAAGAUUGGUUUGAAACAGAGUCUUUGGACUACUCCUAA